Molecule: messenger RNA, 1500 nt
Organism: Eublepharis macularius
Lineage: Eukaryota; Metazoa; Chordata; Lepidosauria; Squamata; Eublepharidae
Product: potassium voltage-gated channel subfamily A member 2
Exons: 1
Coding region: 1-1500 (499 amino acids)
Biological process (GO): protein homooligomerization; potassium ion transmembrane transport
Cellular component (GO): voltage-gated potassium channel complex; membrane; axon terminus
Molecular function (GO): protein binding; delayed rectifier potassium channel activity
Source: RefSeq, a predicted model, not a curated record
AUGACAGUUGCUACUGGAGACCCAACAGAUGAAGCAGCAGCUUUGCCCGGUCACCCUCAGGACACCUAUAACCCAGAAACGGAUCAUGAGUGUUGCGAGAGGGUGGUCAUUAACAUCUCUGGACUGCGGUUUGAAACCCAGCUGAAGACAUUAGCUCAGUUUCCAGAGACCUUGUUAGGAGACCCUAAAAAGAGAAUGCGGUAUUUUGAUCCUCUCCGGAAUGAGUAUUUCUUUGACCGAAACCGUCCCAGCUUUGAUGCCAUUUUGUACUAUUACCAAUCAGGUGGCAGGUUGAGGCGGCCUGUUAAUGUGCCCUUAGACAUUUUCUCAGAAGAGAUAAGGUUUUAUGAACUUGGGGAAGAAGCUAUGGAAAUGUUUCGGGAGGAUGAAGGUUACAUCAAGGAAGAAGAACGGCCUUUACCAGAGAAUGAGUUUCAGAGACAAGUGUGGCUGCUAUUUGAGUACCCAGAAAGCUCUGGACCAGCCAGGAUUAUAGCAAUUGUUUCUGUCAUGGUCAUUUUGAUCUCCAUUGUAAGCUUCUGCCUGGAAACAUUGCCUGUGUUUCGGGAUGAGAAUGAAGAAAUACAUGGAGCCAGUAGCAAUCCAAGCCCUUAUUCUAAUAACACGUUUGGGUCUCAGCAGCAAACAACUUUUACAGACCCCUUCUUUAUAGUAGAGACUCUCUGCAUAAUUUGGUUCUCUUUUGAAUUCUUGGUGAGAUUCUUUGCCUGUCCCAGCAAAGCUGGUUUUUUUACCAACAUCAUGAACAUCAUUGACAUUGUAGCGAUCAUCCCAUACUUCAUCACCCUUGGAACUGAACUGGCAGAGAAACCAGAAGAUGGCCAACAAGGUCAACAGGCAAUGUCUCUAGCCAUCCUUCGAGUGAUCCGUUUGGUGAGAGUGUUCAGGAUCUUCAAACUCUCCAGACAUUCCAAAGGAUUGCAGAUCCUGGGACAAACGCUUAAGGCCAGCAUGAGGGAGCUAGGCCUCUUGAUAUUUUUCCUCUUCAUUGGUGUCAUCCUCUUCUCCAGCGCCGUUUACUUUGCAGAGGCUGAUGAGAGUGAAUCUCAGUUUCCCAGCAUUCCUGAUGCUUUUUGGUGGGCAGUGGUUUCCAUGACAACAGUUGGCUAUGGAGACAUGGUCCCCACCACCAUAGGUGGAAAAAUAGUUGGUUCCUUGUGUGCCAUUGCAGGUGUAUUAACAAUUGCCUUACCAGUACCGGUUAUAGUGUCCAAUUUCAACUACUUCUAUCACCGUGAGACAGAGGGAGAGGAGCAAGCUCAAUACUUGCAAGUCACCAGCUGCCCAAAGAUCCCUUCUUCCCCUGACCUAAAGAAAAGCAGAAGUGCCUCCACUAUUAGUAAGUCUGAUUAUAUGGAGAUACAAGAAGGUGUGAAUAAUAGUAACGAGGACUUUAGAGAGGAGAACUUGAAAACAGCAAAUUGCACCCUAGCUAACACUAACUAUGUUAAUAUAACCAAAAUGCUAACUGAUGUCUAG